ACUUGUGGAAUUAUGGAUUCAUCCUCUUCAUUUCAUCCUCAUCACAUGAAGGCCUCUGUGUGUUUAUUUCAGAGCCCAGUGCCGAGACCCCUGUGUUUGUGUUGAAGGGACAGGAUGUUCGUCUGGAUGUCCCGACAAAUAUUACACUGGAUAAUAUUGAUGUGCUAUUUUGGAAGUUUGACACAUCAAUCAUUGUUGUAAUGUACAACCCAAAAGUAGCCUUUGUAGGGUUCGAAGGUAGGGCUGAAAUUAGUGAGGGAAACUUCUCUCUGCUACUGAAGAACCUUCAGGAAGGAGACAGUGGAUGUUAUACUGCAGUAGUGUCUGGUGUCAAAGAGACCAACGUUGCUACAUACAUGUUGGUAGUUCAAGGUUUGUUUUCCCUCAUUAUUUGUUGUUGUUCUUCUUGUUGUUGUUUUGGUAGCACUUUGUUUGACUAAACGUUUUCUACUGGUAUACAACCCUAUUUAUCCAUCUGUUAAAACAAGUUGUUUUCUUUCCUGUUUCUUACCCUGUUUGUCUAUGUGUUUUCAGAGAGAGUUGAGUCUCCGGUCCUGACAGUGGAGUCUGUCUGCUCCACUAAUGUCACCUGUAAUGCGACUGUGUCCUGCAGAGGCCAGAACACCGCUGUCACCUCCAUCUGUAACAACAGCACCUGCUCUCAGGUGGGAGGAGAGAGUAGAGGGGCUGAGACCUCCUCUGUCCCCCUGCUCUCUGUCUAUGUGGCAGGGGGUUCCAUCAUCUGUAACCACAGCAACCAAGUCAGCUGGGCCAACGACACCAAAGAUAUAGUGGAACUCUGUCCAAUGACAUCUGGUAAGACACACAAAUACACAUCUCAAAUAUUGUAUGUCAGUUAUACACGGAGUGUACAAAACAUUAAGAACACCUUCCUAAUAUUGAGUUGCACCACCACUUUUCCCCUCAGAACAGCCUCAAUUUGUAAGAGCAUGGACUCUACAAGGUGGCCCAUGUUGACUCCAGUGCUUCCCACAGUUGUCUCAAGUUGGCUGGAUGUCCUUUGGUUGGUGGACCAAUCUUGAUACACACGGGAAACUGUUGAGCAUGAAAAACCCAGCAGCGUUGCAGUUCUUGACACAAACUGGUGCGCCUGGCACGUACUAACAAACCCUGUUCAAAAGGCACUUCAAUCUUUUGUCUCACCCUCUGAAUGGCACACAUACACAAUCCAUGUCUCAAUAGUCUCAAGGCUUAAAAAUCCUUCUUUAACCCGUCUCCUCCCCUUCAUCUAGACUGAUUGAAGUGGAUUUAACAUGUGACAUCAAUAAGGGAUCAUAGCUUUCACCUGGAUUCACCUGGUCAAACUAUGUCAUGGAAGAUCAGGUGUUCUUAAUGUUUUGUACAUUCUGUGUAUUAAUGGAAGAACUGUAACCUUGUUCCCAGGCUAAUUGCAAACAGGAGGAAGUGUCUGAUCUGCCAGACUAGAGGAACUGUAACAUAUUGUCUGUUUGUUGUAAACCAGUGUCUCCCCCUGCUGGCAUGUCUGUGUGCAUGUCGAAGAUCAUCCUGCUGUCUGUGGGGCUGGCCAUCAUGAUCUCUGCUGUCAUCACUGUCCACAUCAGGGACAGAUUCCACAAUGGAUAGAAUCGUGUGAACUGUAUUAUUUUCUACCAUAGACAAAAUUAUUCCUGCUCUGUGUCACAGUAAGGUCAUGAAAGUACUUUUUAAAAUGUUUUAGUUGCUACAUAAUAUAACUUAACAUAACGUAAGGUAGCAUAACAUAAAAUGGCUUGUCAUAAUAUAGCGUAACAUAGCACAGCAUAGCAUACCGUAUCACAUGUUUUUGGUCCAUUUGUUUCUGUUUAAUUCCCAGUAUGAUUAAAUCAAAUCAAAACUAAUUUUUUUUGUCUCAUGCUUCGAAAACAACAGGUGUAGACUAACA
This is a messenger RNA of Coregonus sp. 'balchen', 1903 nucleotides long. The record is from the annotation of a GenBank genome assembly. NCBI's taxonomy places the organism in Eukaryota, Metazoa, Chordata, Actinopteri, Salmoniformes, Salmonidae.